CACCGCGCACACCUCACACACCUCGCACACCUCGCACGCCUUGCACACCCUGCACACCCUGCACAGCGCGCACCCCCUCGCUGUUCGACUCCGCUCCUAUACACGACUCUGUAGCACAUUGCCGCUGUCAUAGUAACGAGCUCUGGCACCAGUCGAGUCCAAGCCCCACCGGCUGGGCCUCCACACUCCUACAUAUCUCGGUGCACGCGGCUACCUUACGGACACGCAAACGCCCCAUAUACCCCGGCCCUUCGCGUCCGACAUGCGCGAGCUGCCCAGAAUAUAGAGUGCGGUAAAGAGUGCAGCUGCUCCCUUGCCGCCCCCAGAUUCUCCACCACCCCCGCCAAAUGAACGGCCACACCAAUGGCGUCCACGGCAGCGAUGGCGCAGGCCAGUCGGGAGGCGCUGGCGGUUCCAACCCACCCAUCGCAGAGAUCGUGGGCUCGGCGACCGAGACAGUAGAGGGUCUGAGACACCAUUCGAUCAAGCACCUGCUCGACCAUGCAAGGCAACACUUCAGCUCAGCCAGAAUCAUGCUCGGCAACCGCUCUCCUGUCGCCGGGGCAUACUGGGAAUACUUAGUUGCCUACCAAAUUGUCGCGGUUCUGGUCCCUCAGCAUGGCGACUACCACGACAAGAUCGCCGGCAGCCGCAACCAGACACAUCGCGACUACAACACGCUGCUCAAGGAGAUCUCUUCGGCGGAAGAGCAGUUUGUGCGCAUAAAGAACAUCAUCAAGAACGACAACUUGAGAAAUGGCGCCCAUCACACCAGGUCCGAGUCAGCUUCAUCCUACAUGAGGCCGGACUCGCGCAAUGGUACGGCAGUGCCCAGGAGAGACGAUGAGUUGAUGUUACCGAGUGUGCCCGCUUCAGCGCCAGGUGGUCGAGCUUCACCUGCCGGCUCAGCUGAUUCUGCACGGAGAAAGCCAGUACCGCAGCCUAAGCCGCAGUCGUUACACGGUCGUGCUGUUCACCAAAGCUCGUCAUCCAUCAACGGAGAUCUCGCCGACCGCUUUGCAAAGCUUCGUGGGGCUGGGCCACCGGUGGACGCAAGCUCAGCUCGCUCGAGCCAGGAUCUGUCUGUCAAGAUGCCGUCUCCUGCAGACUACCAGUCUUCCAUUCGCCUAGUCGGCCCUCGUGACAUGCCACCACCCCCGUCACGCCUACUACCGAAACUGCCACUUGACAUAGGCAUGGCAGCUUCGUUCCCAAAGGAACCGAGUCCGACCUAUAGUCCAGCACGCAACAUCUCACUGCCCGCGAACAUUGCGCCACCUCGAAGUACGCCGCGAAGUAUGAAUGGUACUGGUGGACGCAGCAACUCGUUGGCAGCUUCGACUUCGAGUAUCUCGAGCCACGCGCCUAACACGAAUAGUACACCGGACUCGUACUUCCCAACACAGCAAGCGCCUCGUGCGCAAGCUGGCCGAACACGGUCCGUCAGUGCUGCCAUAGAGCUCGAGAUCGAUGCGGCCAAGCUUUACGACUACUUGCGCAUGUUCAACGUCUUAGUGAUUGACGUACGAGAUCGAUCGUCUUUUGAUGCAGGCCACGUCUACCAGCGCUCGGUCAUGUGUCUAGAGCCAUCAACACUGCAAGACGGCGACUCCGCAGAGCAGCUCUCAGACCGCCUAGUCAUCUCGCCAGACGAGGAACAAGCCAUGUUCGACAGACGUCACGAGUACGAUGUAGUCGUCUACUACAACGAUUCAACGAUGAACACGGACUUUUUGACGAAGCAAAGCCGGACUGAAGACGAAGUGGCGCUCAAACGCCUGUUUGAUACCCUGCAGGAGUUUAAUGUGGAGAAGCCAUUGAAGCGACCACCGAUCCUACUGAAGGGUGGUCUCGAUGCCUGGAUCGAUUUGGUAGGACCUCAGGCAUUGAAGAUGUCAACAACUGCUGCGCUACUAGCUACUGGCCAGACGAGGCCUCGAGGCGUUCGCCGAGCGCCUGCUGCGACGCAUGCCGCCAAGCUGAACCUGCAACGCCGAAGACGAGAGUAUGUGCCAAUGGACCCCGAGGAGGAGCAGAAGUGGCUGGAGGAAGCUCGAAAGGGCAGAGCCGUGGUCGAGCAGCCGCCUGCAGACGAAGAGAGUGAGGAGCCCGAGUCACCAUUCUAUCGCACAACCGAGGAUUUCUUACGAAGAUUCCCCGAUGUUGAAGGAGGACAGUCCAUGAUGCAAGCAGCUCCACGUCCGCCACCAGUGCCCCAGUAUGUCGCGCCAGCCAUACCUGUUGCGCCGUCUCGACCACCACCUUCCGUUCCUCGAGUCAGCUACAGCGGUGUUCACGAGCGACAGGUGGCUCCGCAGGGUCGUACCAACCAGCCGCCGGUCUACAUCUCGCAGCCGCACUUUACAAACGUCCGCAUGCACAAAACCGGGCUGAUCAACUUUGGCGUGACUUGCUACAUGAAUUCGGUAGUGCAGUGUCUAAGUGCGCACCUGGUGCUCUCCGACUUGUUCUUGACAGGACGGUACAAUCGAGACCUGCAAAGGGAAAACUGGAAAGGAACGAAGGGAAUCUUGCCUGAGGCCUACGCCACCCUGAUAUCUAAUUUGUUCAAGGGCGACAUUAGUGCUGUUCGUCCGAGUACAUUCAGGAGGAUCUGUGGUCACUUCAACUCUCAGUGGGGUGUCGAUCAGCAGCAAGACGCCAAGGAGUUCCUCGAGUUCGUCCUUGACUUCAUGCACGAGGACCUCAAUGUCACCUGGAACAAGACCCCUCUCCAGCCCCUUACGGAGAAACAAGAGCUGCAAAGAGAGCAGUUCCCUCGACAAUACGCUGCGAAGAUCGAAUGGGCACGAUACCAGCAUCGCGAUAUGUCCGUCAUCGGCGGCAUGUUCGCGGGUCAGCACGCUUCGCAGCUAACAUGUCAAUCUUGUGGAAUCACAAGUACAACGUACGAGGCCUUCUGGAGCCUGAGCUUGGAGAUUCCUCGCGAUCAAGCGUGCGACGUAAGAGACUGCCUGCGAUCGUACUGCGCUGCCGAACGCCUGGCAGGAGACGAGCUUUGGCGUUGCCCCAGAUGUAAGAAGGAUCGCGAGGCCGUCAAAAAGAUCACGAUCACGCGAGCACCUGACACACUCGUUGUUCACUUCAAGCGUUUCAGUGCGUCACACAACGAGAGUGCUCGCAAAGUGCGGACUCCCAUCAACUUUCCUCUUCAAGGCCUGGACAUGAGCCCCUUCAUGGAUCAGCCUAUGACACCAGAGCAAGAACAGUAUAUCGCACGAAACGCUCCCGAUGGUCCGGCACAACUGGCUGGCCUGAAAGCAGACCCAACCAUGAACGGACCAUACAUCUACAACGCAUACGCCGUCAUUCACCACAUCGGCGCGACUCUUGGAAGCGGUCAUUACACUGCGUUCGUCAAAGACAAGGCUAGGGGCUGUUGGCGAUCGUUCAAUGAUGACCGACUUGUCGACUUCGAGCCCGGCAACUUGCAGCCGAAGGAUCGUUUGCAAAACGAACGAGCCUACAUCGUGUUCUACGAGCGCGAGAGAGUCGCGGGCGGCGCCUUCUAGGCUUCGGCGCUUCGCCCACUUCUCAGUACCAUCACGACCAAGUUCGAUUCUCUGUCACAUAUUGCCUACACUUGGAUAUCGCAGUAUCAUUCCGCAUUGCGGCGGCGUUUACCGUUGGGAUUAGCGUCACAGUCAUUUGUUUUGAGUUUUGAUACCUUUGAGUCACGAAGGGGUGGAGAUUUUGUCUUUUCGAGGGCGUUCAGCAUGCGUUGUGUGGGCUCGAAUAGAGGUAUUGGUGAUACCACGACCGGAAAACAGCAUUCGUUCAAUGAGAAUUAUCUUAUCC
Macroventuria anomochaeta is the source of this 3819-nucleotide messenger RNA. Its product is annotated as ubiquitin carboxyl-terminal hydrolase 2. NCBI's taxonomy places the organism in Eukaryota, Fungi, Ascomycota, Dothideomycetes, Pleosporales, Didymellaceae. Bases 348 to 3533 code for a protein of 1061 amino acids. Gene Ontology annotation, biological process: protein deubiquitination. Gene Ontology annotation, molecular function: cysteine-type deubiquitinase activity. The transcript is spliced from 3 exons. The record is from RefSeq and is a predicted model, not a curated record. Gene Ontology annotation, cellular component: cytoplasm.